UCUAAUCAUUCACAUCCCUAGUGGCAAACGACCGUAUCGGCGAAUUGUUUGCUAAAAACCUAAAUAAAAGUUUCAAUUAAAAGAUUUGUUGUGAAAAAUUGAUGUGUGAUUCGUGAAAUAUCAUCAUGGCUUACCACUACGUGGUUACUGCACAGAAACCGACUGCCGUUAUAUCAUGUGUUACUGGCAACUUCACUUCGCCGACGGACUUAAACCUCCUGGUGGCGAAGGUUUCCCGUCUGGAGAUGUACCUCGUGACGCCCGAGGGUCUGCGGCCGAUGAAGGAGGUUGGACUCUACGGGCGCGUCGCUAAAAUGAAGAUGUUCAGGCCACCAUACGAAAACAAGGACUUAGUGUUCAUCCUAACUGCUCGCUACAACGCCAUGAUAUUGGAGUGGCGGACUGGAUCCAACGGCGAGCUGGAAGUGGUCACCAGAGCCCACGGCAACGUCUCAGACAGGAUUGGGAAACCUUCAGAGAACGGCAUCCUGGCCGUCAUCGACCCACAGGCUCGAGUAAUUGGUUUAAGACUGUAUGACGGUCUCUUUAAAAUUAUACCACUUGAUAAGGACUCCACAGAGCUAAAAGCUGCUAGUUUAAGACUCGACGAACUAAAUGUUUAUGACGUAGAAUUCUUACAUGGUUGUUCAAAUCCUACAAUUAUUUUAAUACAUCAAGAUCUCAAUGGCCGACAUAUUAAGACUCAUGAGAUAAAUUUAAGAGAGAAAGAAUUCAUGAAGAUACCUUGGAAGCAAGAUAAUGUUGAAACUGAAGCUUCCAUAUUAAUUCCUGUUCCUAGCCCACUUGGUGGCGCCAUAGUCAUUGGACAAGAGUCAAUAGUAUACCACGAUGGGCAAAGUUAUGUUGCUGUUGCCCCACCACAAAUUAAGUUAACUCCAAUAAACUGCUACUGCCGGGUGGACGGGCGCGGGCUGCGGUACUUACUGGGAGACAUCGCGGGACGACUGUUUAUGUUGCUACUCGAGCUGCAAGAGAAGAUGGAUGGCACACAGGCGGUGAAGGAUCUCAAGGUUGAAUUGUUAGGUGACAUCCCAAUACCGGAAUGCAUGACGUACCUGGACAACGGCGUGGUGUUCAUCGGGUCGCGGCUCGGCGACUCGGCCCUGGUGCGGCUGUCGGCGUCGCGGGACGAGGCCAGCCAGUACGUGCAGCCCAUGGAGAGCUUCACCAGUCUCGCGCCCAUCGUCGACAUGUGCGUCGUGGAUCUCGAGAGGCAGGGACAGAAUCAGCUGAUUACGUGCUCUGGUGCCUUCAAAAUGGGUUCCCUGCGCAUAAUCCGCAACGGCAUCGGCAUCCAGGAGCAGGCGUCCAUCGACCUGCCCGGCAUCAAGGGCAUGUGGGCGCUCACGCUGGCGCCCAACCACGCCUACCAUGACACGCUCGUACUGGCCUUCGUCGGACAAACUAGGGUAUUAACAUUAAAUGGUGAAGAAGUCGAGGAGACGGAGAUCAAAGGUUUCGUCUCCGAUAGACAGACUUUCUACACGGGGAAUGUCUGUCAUGAUCAACUAAUUCAGGUGACGGACGAGGGCAUCCGCCUGAUCGCGCGCGCGGCGGGCGGCUGGCGGCUGGCGGCGGAGUGGCGCGUGGCGGGGUCGCGCGCGCUGUCCGUGGUGGCGUGCGGCGCGGCGCGCGUCGUGGCGGCCGCCGGCCCGCGCCUGUUCCUCGUGCACGUUGGCGACCAGCAGCUCGAGCUCAAGGCUGAAGUGUGUAUGGAAGAGGAAGUAGCCUGUCUCGAUCUGGGCCCCGGUGAAGAUGAGGCUUUACUCGGAGUCGGUCUCUGGACUGACAUCUCUGUGAGAGUACUCAAAUUGCCUGAUCUAAGACCACUGCACACUGAAAAACUGUCUGGAGAAAUAAUACCUCGGUCGUUACUUAUCUGCGUGUUGGAGGGCGUGUGUUACUUACUGUGCGCGUUAGGAGACGGGUCCAUGUUCUACUUCACGGUAGACCAAGAGACCGGCGUGCUUACUAACAAGAAGAAGGUUACCUUGGGGACACAGCCCACUGUGUUGAGAAGCUUCAGAUCCCUAUCAACAACGAAUAUAUUCGCGUGCUCAGACCGGCCGACAGUGAUCUUCUCGUCGAACCACAAGCUCGUGUUCUCAAACGUUAACCUCAAGGAGGUCACACACAUGUGUUCGCUUAACGCACAGGCGUAUCCUGACAGUUUGGCGUUAGCAACAGACAGUACGGUAACAAUAGGCACUAUCGACGAGAUCCAGAAGCUGCACAUCCGCACCGUGCCUCUCGGAGAGACGCCCAGGAGGAUCGCCUAUCAAGAGGCUUCACAGACGUUCGGCGUGAUCACGAUGCGCGUGGACAAGCUGGAGUGGAGCGUGGGCGGCGGCGCGGCGGCGGUGGCGGUGCGCGCGUCCGCCAGCACGGCGGCCGCGUCCUCCAGCGGCGCGCCGCUCGCGCAGCCCAAGCACGCGCCCAACGCGCUCGACCUCGAGGUGCACAACCUGCUCGUGCUCGACCAUCACACCUUCGAAGUUUUACACGCACAUCAGCUCAUGACGAAUGAGUUCGCAAUGUCUCUAGUCUCCUGCAAGUUGGGAGACGACCCAAAUCAUUAUUAUGCCGUAGGAACAGCCAUACUUAAUCCAGAAGAAUCGGAACCCAAACAGGGCAGGAUCCUAUUGUUCCAUUGGUCAGAAGGUAAAUUAGCUCAAGUAGCUGAGAAAGAGAUCAAAGGAGGUUGCUAUACGCUCGUCGAAUUUAAUGGAAAACUUCUCGCCACUAUCAACAGUACGGUACGACUCUUCGAAUGGACGUCAGAAAAAGAGCUCCGGCUAGAAUGCAGUCACUUUAACAAUAUAGUCGCUUUGUACCUGAAAGUGAAAGGGGAUUUCAUACUAGUCGGAGACCUUAUGCGCUCCUUGUCGCUACUGCAGUAUAAACAGAUGGAGGGUAGUUUCGAAGAGAUAGCUCGCGACUACAGUCCCAACUGGAUGACAGCUGUUGAGAUAUUAGAUGACGACACAUUCCUGGGUGCCGAGAAUAGUUUUAACCUCUUCGUUUGUCAGAAGGAUAGCGCGGCGACUACAGACGAGGAGCGGCAGCAGAUGUCGUACAUGGGGCAGUUCCACGUGGGCGACAUGGUCAACGUCAUGCGCGCGGGCUCGCUGGUGGGGCAACACGCCGACACCGCCGCGCCUGUCGCCAACCCCGUCCUGCUCGCCACCGUCACAGGGUCCAUCUGCCUAGUGGUUCAACUAUCACAAGAGCUAUACGACUUCCUACACCAACUGGAAGAGAGAUUAACACACACAAUCAAGUCAGUGGGCAAGAUCCCGCACUCGUUCUGGCGGUCGUUCAACACGGACAUCAAGACGGAGCCGGCUGAGGGCUUCAUCGACGGAGACCUGAUCGAGAGCUUCCUAGACCUCAGCAGGGACAUGCAGCAGGAAACGGUGCAGGGGUUACAGAUUGACGACGGCGGCGGGAUGAUGCGCGACGCGACGGUAGAUGAUCUCAUCAAGAUCGUGGAAGACCUCACCAGGAUACAUUAGAUUACCAUGUGAUUAUGUUAUAGUUCGUACUGCAGAUGAUUAAAGACUUUAUGUACUUCCA
Molecule: messenger RNA, 3597 nt
Organism: Trichoplusia ni (cabbage looper)
Lineage: Eukaryota; Metazoa; Arthropoda; Insecta; Lepidoptera; Noctuidae
Gene: pic
Product: DNA damage-binding protein 1
Exons: 23
Coding region: 126-3536 (1136 amino acids)
Biological process (GO): proteasome-mediated ubiquitin-dependent protein catabolic process; DNA repair
Cellular component (GO): site of double-strand break; nucleus
Molecular function (GO): nucleic acid binding; protein binding
Source: RefSeq, a predicted model, not a curated record